CUGAGUCGAGCAGAUUGUUCAAUUCCGGCAGGUGGGAUAAAUUAAUUUGACAUUUACAUUAAAAUUUCUAGAAGGAUUGUGAAGCAUGGAGAUUCUGGUAUCGAUCUUGAUGUCGGUGUUCGGUGUGACUCUCGCAGCGGCGGCCAUGGCUCGUUAUGACAUCAUCUUCUACCCAUACUUCAAAAUUCCAUUUGAUUACGCAAAUGAAUCUUUCGUCGCUUCCUGUUUAAGUGAGUGCCGGCGCAGGUGUGUGGAUGACCCCGAGUGCACGGGCUGGACGGAGUGGCCCUCGGACAAGGGGAAUCUCAUCAACUGCACCCUCACGCGCUACCCACAGCCCGGCACCAUUCUGCAAUGGGCCGGCUACGGACCUGAAACUUACUUCAAAGAAAGGAAGCCGAAAAAAUACUUCUUGAGCUCUGAUGCCGGGUACGGGACCCACGACAACUUCACGACUCUGUGUGGUAAGGACGCAGGGCUGCCCGGGCUGGUGCACACCCUGCAGGACUACGAAUACAUCAGAGAUAACGUCAUAAAAGGCCCAGCUACUGCGGCAAACCCCGGAGGCUUCCUCCCUCUCAUAAGUUUCUUCGGCUGGAACUAUACGUGGAAAUCCAACGCCUGGACUGGAACUUGGAUGAACGUUGACGACCGCCACGUGCUUCGCCGCUUCUUCGUACCCUCCUUCUAUGACACUUGCAGUAUCAUCACCCCGACGAACGGCCUCACCCUCCAGGAGUAUCCGUGUAACAAAACGAAGCUUCAUGUUCUUUGCUACCAAUACUAGAGAAGUAAAAGAGGUUCAACAGGUCAACAUGUGCGGCACACAACGGAGCUUCAUGUUCUUUGCUACCAAUACUAGAGAAGGAAAG
Molecule: messenger RNA, 872 nt
Organism: Hyalella azteca
Lineage: Eukaryota; Metazoa; Arthropoda; Malacostraca; Amphipoda; Hyalellidae
Exons: 4
Coding region: 86-787 (233 amino acids)
Source: RefSeq, a predicted model, not a curated record